Molecule: messenger RNA, 1700 nt
Organism: Aplosporella prunicola CBS 121167
Lineage: Eukaryota; Fungi; Ascomycota; Dothideomycetes; Botryosphaeriales; Aplosporellaceae
Exons: 11
Coding region: 192-1595 (467 amino acids)
Biological process (GO): pantothenate import across plasma membrane
Cellular component (GO): plasma membrane
Molecular function (GO): pantothenate transmembrane transporter activity
Source: RefSeq, a predicted model, not a curated record
CUCUACUCGUGGGUGCGUGCUCCGGACGUGGUUUUACCUGGUUUUUUUGCGCGCGUCGAGGAGGAACGUCAAUUUUUGCUUUGUCCAUGCUGGCUGUGGCUGGACGGCGUUGAGACGGACGAUUUCUGCUCUGACGUUGCUUGUUGAGAGUUUGGCUUUUUAGUGGCUUAAGAGCUUGAGACUUGGUGGCGAUGGCUGCCGAGAAUGGUAGAAAGUCUAAGGAGGAGAAGAGGUUGGUGCGGAAGCUAGAUUUGUUCGUUCUUACGUACUGCUGCUUAAGCUAUUUUUUCAACUACCUUGACCGCGCCGCAUUCGCCAAUGCCUACGUUGCAGGUCUCAAAGAAGAUGUCGGCCUUCACGGCACUCAAUACAACAUCAUCCUAUCCAUGAUGACAGCCGGCUACGUCAUAGGCCAAAUCCCGCACGGCAUCGCACUCCAGAAGAUCCCGCCGCGCAUCUGGCUCACGUCAAUGGUGGCUCUCUGGUCCGCAUUCACGAUGUGCACGGCUGCGUGCCGGACGUACUCGCAGCUGUGCGCGGUCAGAUUCUUGCAGGGCCUUGUCGAGGCUAGCACCUAUUGCGGGACGAUGUAUAUUGUUGGGUCGUGGUAUAAGCCGCAGGAAAUCGCUAAACGGACUGCUAUCUUCACUGCGUCUGGCCAGGCGGGGAGUAUGUUUGCGGGAGUGAUGAUGACUACGAUUCAUAAGACCAUGGAUGGUUAUGCCGGCUUGCCAGGUUGGAAAUGGGUUUUUCUUGUUGAUGGAAUCAUCACCUUGCCUAUUGCCAUUGCAGGAUUCGUCUGCUUCCCAGACAUUCCUGAAAAUGCCAACACGGUGGUUUUGAAGGAGGCAGAGAUCCAGUUGGCGAUUAAACGCCUGCCGCCAAAGAAGGAGGAUGCCCAUAACAUCAAUCCGCUAUCUCUUCUGAAGCGAGUUCUCGGCUCCCCUUCAUUCUACAUCCUAGGCGCCUUCUCGCUCGUCACCAGCGCCCUCGAAGCCUACUGCGUGCAAGGGCUCUUCCUUCUCUGGCUCAAAUACCACAGCGCGCAAUACAGCAGCAGCGAAAACACGACCUACCCACUCGGGAUCCAAGGCGUCGCGAUCACGUCCAACCUCCUCGCCGCCAUCUACAUCGACCGUACCAACCGCCGGAUCCCAAUCGGGCUGCUCUCAUGCGCGCUGCAGCUCGUCUCCACCGUCCUCCUCCUCAUCCCCACCAUCCCCGCCGCAGCCACGUUUUUCGCGUUCUACCUCGCGGGCGCCAGCUACAUGAUCAACCCGCUGCUGUUUGGCUGGGCGAACGUAAUUCUGCGCAGAAGUGGCGACGAGGCGGCGAGGAGCGUCGUCCUGUUUUGGUGCGGCGCCGUCCAGUCCGCGCUUUAUACGUUCUGGGGCAUCGUGCUGUAUCCGGCGGAUGAGGCGCCGUAUUGGAGGAAAGGUGGGAUUGCGAUGGUCGUCGUGGUUGUGGUUAUGGCUGCUAUGCUGUGGGUCGUGGAUUGGCUUGAUAGACGAACCCUUGCGGAUCAGGCGGCGGUUGCCGAGGAGGCGCGUGUCGCGGACGUGGAGGUGGAUGCUGGGCAGGCGGAAAAACGAUAAGAGUCUGAGGCUUGCCUCCUUGCAUAAAACAUCUCUUAAUGGAUGCUCCAAGCCUUUCUUCGCAACCUAAAUCUGAGCAAUACACGCAUCUUUCGCCAGUGCCUU